AAUUUAAGUGUGUUGCAGGUUGUAAUGAAUUUCUAGGGCGAUUGAGAUGAUGGGUGUGGUAAAGUAGAGUCUUUUUUUCCGAUGCACAUCAGAUGCUUGAUAAUAUGUCUGUAUGAAUUUGUGCUGUCUUUUGUAAUUAUGAGACAAUUACAUUACGAAGAUAGGCAAUGGCAACAAUACCUUUUCUGGGAAGAGAAAUGGGAGCUCAAGGAAUUCUUAAGGCAGACAGAUUUCUUGAGGUAUGCCAAAAUGGGAAUCUGAUCCAAGGCAAGCCUUAAAAAUGCAGACAAAAGGAACUACCACAAAAGGAUAGAGCGGCAGGUUGCUUCAAGAAAAUCUGGAAUAAUUAGGUCCCUUUGCUCGGCAUUGGCUUGAGGAGGAAUUCAUGACAGAUUACCAACAAAAUCAAAUCUAACAAAAAGGGGAGUGCUAAAGGAUGCAGAGGAGACUAAGUGCUGUUUUUGCUUAAAAAUGGAAGAGAAGAUCUGUCAUUUAUUAUUGUUUGAAUGUGUCUCAGCUUGGAAAAUAUGGAAUGCUCGCUACUUGUGGUGGGGGAUACAAUCUGUAUUACAUUCAGGAGUUGCUAAUCAGUUUUUGCAGAAUGAAGGGCUAGCAUACAAAAAGAAAUUCAGAUCUACAUGGAUGGUGGUGCUGUAUGCAACCGUGUGGACCCUGUGGACAUGGAGAAAUCAGAGAAUCUUUGGAGCACAGCAAGACAAAGAAGAAGGGAUAAUUGAGCUUGUCAAAUAUAGAUCUUUUUUUUUU
Rubroshorea leprosula is the source of this 765-nucleotide messenger RNA. The record is from the annotation of a GenBank genome assembly. NCBI's taxonomy places the organism in Eukaryota, Viridiplantae, Streptophyta, Magnoliopsida, Malvales, Dipterocarpaceae.